GCUUUUUAAUCUGUCAUGAAUUUAAAUUUAGGUUAUUAAAUUAAAAGUGACAGAGAUAAUUUAAUGUUUAUUUUGCUCAAAAUAUUGUUAAUGUGAAUUUCGAAAAGAAAAUGCAAGUAAAUCAUGACUUGUAAAUUACCUCCCUACGUACUUCAAGAACUUCCUAAUAUUACGGAUGUAAUAAAUUACCCAUUAAAAAAUGUGCAUCGAAUCAAGUUUACAUGUUUUGAUGUAUCAAAAUCAUUGAUAGCAUUUGGUGCAACCAGUGGUGGUAUAUAUGUGUACAAUAGAAACCCAUGUGAAUUUGUUCAGCUAAUACCAAAUAAGGAUGGUCCAAUAACUCGUUUGACAAUUUCAUCAGAUGAAAAACAUAUUGGUUUUGCCAAUGGAAAAGGCACGGUUACUGUCACCGGUUGUGACCAAACUCUCACUGGAAGCCACUCAUCCACAUCAUCCAAAGAUCACCAUGGAAACGAAAUCACAGCAAUGGUUUGGAGCGGGAACAUGCUUUUUACUGGUGAUGAUGUUGGACGAGUGUCAGUGUUGCAGUUACAAAGUUUCAUUACUAAAACAAUAUUUCAAAGCUCAUCUCAAAUAAUUUUGAGUCUCGAUUCGAGAAUUUGUCAAUUAGACGCCAAAGAUUGUAUGUUACUUGUAUCAACACUAACUCGUUGCUAUAUUUGUAAUAUUAUUCAAGAACAAUAUAGACAGAUUGGACAAAAACUUAGAGAUGGUGAAUUUGGUGCUUGUUUUGUGACAAAAGAUAAGGCUAAUGUCAACGGGGAACUAGAGAGUAGUCAACAAGAUUACACUGAAGUAAAGAAAUAUAGUAUUGUUGAUGGAGAACUAGGUUUUACUGUUGGUGAACAAUUUUCAAAUACCCUCAUAUAUUGUGCUAGACCUUCAUCUAGAUUAUGGGAAGCCACAGUUGAUGGUAUGGUUAGAAGAACCCAUCAGUUUAAACAAGUACUAGCUAAACAAGCUAUGAAAGUUACAACAGAUUCUUUUGAUAAUGAAAAUGUCCCAGUUGAAAGUGUCGAUGAAAAUAUUAAUGGACAAUCUGUAAUUUUUUCCAAACUGUACUCUAUAAAUGAUGCCAUAUUCUCUUUUAAUAGACAAGCUUUAUAUUUUUUAAAUGUUCACAACGUAGAUGAUACUUUAUGGUUUGAUAAAUAUAAUGAUAUUAUAGAUUGCAAAAUAUAUCAUGAUUUAUUAUACAUUUGGCUUAGCAAUGGAUCUCUGAUUUGUACCAGAUUUAUGAAGCUAGAUAAAUUUUUAAUACAAUGUUAUUUAGAUGAAAAAUAUACGCUUUGUGCUAAUUUAUGUGCCUUGUAUCAUGAUUAUUUGCUUACAAGUAUUCCAUCGCCUAAGUUACAUAUUUUAGUUGGAUUGAAAGAUAAGUUAGAGAGUAAUGGAUUAUUGGAUAGAAUUAAUGAUAUUUUAGAAAAGCUUAAUGGUUUAAAAUUAAAUGAAGCAACUCAAAUGAAAUCAGGCAUUUAUGUUGUUGACAACACAUACCAUACUCAGACAACUUUAGAUGAAAAAUCUGAAAUAAACGAUGACACAUAUUCAAUGCAACCUGACCCAUUAUUAGCUUUAAAAGGCCUUAGUAAUGCUGUAUCUGAUAAAUUCACAGUUAGCAAAAAGAUAUUAAAAGAUAAAUGGGAAGAUAUAGAAGGAAAGGUAAAACAAUUUAAUUCCGAAAGGCAAAUUCAAGAACCGAUAAAAAAUAUCCAAGAGAUAAUUCCGAGGAAGAUUCCUGAUGAAUUAGUUACUGUACAUUUACAGUUAGAUGAGGAAAUUGUUUUUAAAGAUUCUAGUCAAAAAGCCAUAGACACAGACAAUAAUGUAGACAAUGAUAGAGUAUGCAGGACACUUUAUCAAUACCAUAGAUUAAGUUUAGUUAAUAAGGAUAUAGAGAAAACGAAUUUAACCUCUAUAAUUGAAAAUAAUUCCUGUGAUAUUAGUGAAAUCUAUGAACUAAUGCUUUCUUUGGAACGAUACUGUAUAUCUGUUGGAGCAUUAGAUGAAUCAAAGUUUGUUCCUAAUAAUAUUUUUCUAACAUAUUUAUGUAUUUCAACGAAGAAAUGCGAUUUAUUAGAUGAUAUUAUAAACAAUGAAGUAUUAUAUAAAUACUUUGUAGAUUCCUGCAUAUCAAUAAAUAUAAAAUCAAGGAAAUUGUCUAAUAUUGGUUGUGAAUGUGGUUUUCCUUUGCCUUUUGCUCGUAAUGAGACACCGAUUUUUUCGGAGUUGAUAGAUGAGUUUAUAGAGAGGCAAUGGUCGGUCCAAACUAAAGAACAGUGUUAUGAUAUUUGUAAGAAAAUGCCAUAUUUGUGGAGAAAGAUUUUAUAUCUACGUAGGAAUGAAGAUUUGUUGAAUGUUUUAAGGAUAUUACUGCAAAUGUUGGAUGAGUCUCUCUUGCAUUCUUUCUUGCCGCAGUUCACAUUAGAUACAUGGGACCGUGCCAUACAAUUGUAUGCGGUGUUACAUGCAAAUAUGUGUUUGAAUUGUAAUAAGAAAUUUGAUCACAUAUCAGUUAAAGAUAUGUUAAGUUGGGAUGAUUUGGGUUCGUUGAUAAUAAAAUCGGUUGGAGGUAAAAAUGCUGUUGAAUUGAUGAAAAAGCAUGGACAUUUAAUUGACAUGGGCGCUUUGACCAUAAAAUUCUAUCAUUCUUGUUUACUGGCCUGUUUAUAUGUAAAGUAUGACGUCACCAUCAUUUCACAACUUGUUGAUACAAUAUACAGUUCAUAUGAAUUUGAAGAAUCAAGAUUUGAGAUAUGUCAGCUGCUUAAAUGUACAAAAAAUGGUCAAAUCAAGAAUACAGCGUUACCUCUGACAGUCGCAGCUAUGUCAGAUCAUUGGGGACUGAAACCAUUACGAGACAGAUUACUAUCUAUUAAAAAGUCAAAAAAUAAAGUAACUCUACAAGAAAUUUUAAUAAACAUGAUUGAAUUAUUCAAAGGGGUAAGUGAUUGUUCUCUCUGCGGCCUACCGUUACAAAAUGAGGUUUUAAUCAAAGAUGGUGGUCUAUGGACUUUUAAAUGUGGUCAUAAUUUCCACGGGGCUUGUUUAGAUUUAAAUAAAAUUAAAUUAUGCCCGUCUUGUUCUCAUUAAAAACUAAACCUUGCCGUGUAACUUAGUACUACAAACUUGUCUGGUCUUGUCUGGUCCGAUGAGAUGUUGUAAUUGCGCUUAGUUCUGUCAGAAAAUAUGUAAAUCCUACAUAGACAUAGGAAA
Molecule: messenger RNA, 3237 nt
Organism: Papilio xuthus (Asian swallowtail)
Lineage: Eukaryota; Metazoa; Arthropoda; Insecta; Lepidoptera; Papilionidae
Gene: pink
Product: WD40 repeat domain-containing protein pink
Exons: 5
Coding region: 124-3114 (996 amino acids)
Biological process (GO): developmental pigmentation
Cellular component (GO): cytoplasm
Molecular function (GO): protein binding
Source: RefSeq, a predicted model, not a curated record